AUGGACAUUAUGGAGACUGUCCGAGAAAUCGUUCCGUUCACGAUGGAAAUACUGAGCCAGAAAGCGUCCCGGGAUGUUCUGAAGGUCUAUCUGCUGGGGUCUGUCCUGACUCUUCUGGGGUUAGUUAUAGGGCUGCUGGAGCUGUUUAACCAGCCCUUAACCUCUGGUGACCCGUUAGAGCUGGAGCUGGCCUGCACACAGGAGCCCGAGGACGCUUCGGGUCACCGGGAGGAGAAAAACAAACUCACGGGUCUGAAAUUUGAAAUGGCGUCCAGAAACACUGGCAACCGUCUGCAUGCUUCCUAA
This is a messenger RNA of Xyrauchen texanus (razorback sucker), 306 nucleotides long. Its product is annotated as G0/G1 switch protein 2-like. Bases 1 to 306 code for a protein of 101 amino acids. The transcript has a single exon. The record is from RefSeq and is a predicted model, not a curated record. NCBI's taxonomy places the organism in Eukaryota, Metazoa, Chordata, Actinopteri, Cypriniformes, Catostomidae.